This is a messenger RNA of Colletes gigas, 6026 nucleotides long. RefSeq names its product double-stranded RNA-specific editase Adar (gene Adar). The coding region runs from base 777 to 2390 and encodes 537 amino acids. The transcript is spliced from 8 exons. Lineage: Eukaryota; Metazoa; Arthropoda; Insecta; Hymenoptera; Colletidae. Gene Ontology annotation, molecular function: double-stranded RNA binding; double-stranded RNA adenosine deaminase activity; tRNA-specific adenosine deaminase activity. The record is from RefSeq and is a predicted model, not a curated record. Gene Ontology annotation, biological process: adenosine to inosine editing; RNA processing. Gene Ontology annotation, cellular component: nucleolus; cytoplasm.
GAACGCAAGGUGUUUCUCUCUAGCGUGAAAUUAAUUUGAAUAAAUAAAAGAAAUGCUGCGCUAGUAGCCACAACGAGUUUCUACGUGUGAUCGUGGGCCAAACAUUCGUUGUGUAUCGCGUGUAUCGCGUGUAUCGCGUGUGUCGCUUUCGCGUAAUAUCUUACUUAGUUUGACGAGACGUGCGAGAAAUUAGGUUAUGUGUCGGAUCUUUGAAAAAACAGCAGUGGCGCUGCGGGCAUCGCCGCGCAAGUACAAUUAAAAUCAAUGUAACAGUGCAGUGUUUCGGGACGGACAUUUCUUCAGAGCAUUUUUCAACGCAUUUGCUCCAACAAGAAAUGUCAAACGGAUUAACGAUGUUAAAUAAUGAUAAGGGUGCCAACGAGACAAACCGCAACGCGUCUACGGUUAGUCCUACCGCUACCGUGUCUCUUGCGGAGGGAAUGCACAAGGGACACUUGACAGGGAUGGAGCAACCAAGUAUCGCGAGGUCCACGUUGAAGAGACCGGCCGAAUCGGAUCCCGAAGGUCAGUGGCUGAUCGUACCGUUCUAUCCGAUGUUAGCCAACGAUACUUAGUUAUUAGGCACGCGUAGAAUCAAUCCAAAAAAACGUCACAAGAAUCCACAGCCCAAGAAUGCGGUGUGCGCCUUGAACGAAUUAAAAACCGGUGCGGUGUACAAAGUUGUCGACCAGACUGGUCCGACUCAUGCCCCGAUAUUUACAAUCGCCGUACAGAUAGACGGACAAACUUACGAAGGGAAAGGUCGUACAAAAAAAAUGGCUAAACAUGCUGCCGCUGAACUUGCUUUAAGGAACAUCAUUCAAUUCAGAAAUACGCCGGAGGUUCAUCAGGCGAUCAACACUUGUCAGCCUUCGAUACCUCUUGAACCAGAUUUUACAAGCGACGUGACGGAACGCGAUAAUCAUCUGGUUAAUGCGUUCAAAACGUUGAGUCAAGAACCAAAAAGCACAAAUAAAUUUUUAGAAAAAGGUCCUGUAGCGCUUAUUAACGAAUUGUAUCCCGGUGUUGUAUACAAAUGUGUGUCGGACAACGGUGAAAGUUACGCAAAAUUCACGAUAUCGGUGUCUAUCGAUGGAGAAACAUUUGAGGGAACCGGGCCAAGCAAAAAAUUAGCGAAAGCUGCCGCGAGCAAAGCAGCUUUGGCUAAAUUGAGAAACGUCCACAGUUCCUCCUUUUGCAUACCGCUUCCGGUUCGCGUUCUGCCAAAUUUCUCCAAUAGUGGACAUUGGCAGGACCAGAUGCAAUUGCCUCAAAUGUUAGCCGACAAAAUUGGAAAAAUGGUCAAUCAGAAAUUUAGCGAGCUUAUUCAGUCUAAGCCGCAGCACGCCCGACGUAAAGUUCUAGCGGGUAUUGUUCAAACCAAAGGUUCCGAAGCUGAACUGAUAUGCGUAACAACCGGUACCAAGUGUGUAUCUGGAGAACAUUUAAGCGUGAGUGGCGGUGCUCUGAACGACUGUCAUGCCGAAGUGGUCGCGCGGAGAUGUUUGUGCGAGUACUUGUACAAACAGCUGGAACUUUAUACAGAAACUCACGCUGCAGAGUCUAUUUUAGAACCUGCUAAGAAAGGAUACAAGUUGAGACAAGGCAUUCAAUUUCAUUUAUAUAUAAAUACCGCUCCGUGCGGUGACGCGAGAAUUUUCUCGCCACACGAGGAGAACGAGUCUGUUGACAAACACCCGAACCGAAGAGCAAGAGGACAAUUGAGGACGAAAAUAGAGUCCGGGGAAGGGACGAUUCCUGUGAAAAGCAGCGAGGGUAUUCAAACGUGGGACGGUGUACUUAUGGGCCAAAGACUGCUAACGAUGUCGUGUUCGGACAAAAUAGCUCGGUGGAACGUUCUUGGUGUGCAAGGUGCACUUCUAAGCCACUUCAUCGAGCCAAUUUACUUCCACAGCAUCGUUCUUGGCAGUCUAUUGAACCCAAGUCAUAUGUACAGAGCGGUCUGUGGUCGUAUCGAAAACACAAUUCAAGGUCUACCGCCACCAUAUAGGCUUAACAAGCCACUAAUGAGUCUCAUCACAUCCUCGGAAGUUAGGCAACCCGGAAAGGCGCCUAAUUACAGCGUUAAUUGGACUAUCGGUCAAACCGAAGCCGAAGUAAUCAACUGUACAACAGGAAAGGACGAACUGGGUAAACCGUCCAGAAUAUCCAAGCAAGGACUCUUUAGAAGAUUUUACAAUUUACUAGGUAAACUCGAUACGAUAGACGAUGCAGACAAGAAUCGGUGUCGUCAUUAUUUAGACGCUAAAUCUUCUGUACAGAAUUAUUCGCUUGCCAAGCAUCAGUUAAAGGAGGCUUUUGUAAAAGCACACCUCGGCAGUUGGGUUAAAAAACCUAUCGAACAAGACAUGUUCGAAGUCGAUAUCUGACUAAAUCAGAGUACCGAUGACAUCUCGACGGAUGAUACGGAAUUUCGGGUGACAGAUUAUGUAGUUCCUACUGCAAACUAGAUCGCUCGUUCAGCGUGUUAUGAUAUGGCAGAAUGCGGCAUCAGUAAAGCAUAAAUCGUAGGAUCUAAUGCGCGUCUCUCUUCGACAUUCCGUUUUGUGAUAUCUUGUCGUCAUCGCAUAUAUCGUGUUCAGAAAGCAUAAUAAAGGCGAGCUCCUCGUCGGAGCUAUUUUCUUUUCGAACCGUCGAAGGUUUUACGAUUCCGAAAGUUGCUCAGUUUUAACGUACGGCCAUUCCAUGCUAAAUCGAUCAUUUUCUUCCCCUCGAUGUCUCGGAUUUUCUUCAAAUUUUUUCAAAUAAAUUCAUCCUGGACCUUAUACCUUAUAUGUAUGUAUAUCGGACGGUACGAUAUUUUCGGUUUAUUUAAAAUUUUCCUGGAAAAUACACAACAGGCCUGACGGUUUUUCGGAAAAUUCAAUUACUUUUACCCGAAAAUUUUUAUUUCCGAAACUAUUCGUCUUAUCGAAAUGCUUUUUUUCUUUUCUUUUCUUUUUCUUCCCCGAAAAGAAGAUUUACCUUUCUAAAUAAAUUUUCUCCGGAAUGGAACAUUCUAAAUAAAUAAAUAGUAGGAUAGGAUCGGACCAUAUUUUUUCGAUUAAACAUGAUACGUUGAAUGUUUAAGGGAAUCGGAAACAUGGAGGGUAAUGAAAAAAGCGAUCGAUUUCGCAUGGAAUUAGCCCAUAGGGUAACCAAGUGGCACGUUUCGAUACUUCGAAUUUUAAUCUUAAUCGUUAUAGCGUAAAUUUCGACAGUUUUUAUAGAUUGGUAGUAGGACAACACGAAUCGCAUUGAAACGAUUUCGUUUCGCGACAGAAAUCGGACAGAAAUUGGACAGAAAUUGGACAGAAAUUGGACAGAAAUUGGACAGAAAUUGGACAGAAAUUGGACAGAAAUUGGACAGAAAUUGGACAGAAAUUGGAGACAGAAAUCGGACGGAAAUCGGACGGAAGAAGAGGUUGUACGUAGCGAUUGCAGAAUUUACGUCGCCUCGUCGUAUCCGAGAUCUGUUUUUACGAAAGAAUGAUUCAGCACAUAUCCGUACGUCAGUCUUCUUCUUGUUAUCAGGAAAUUUUCUUGUAACGGGUCUUUUAACAUGAAACGAUAAACGACCUUGAGGUGUAGUUGUGUUUCGUGCCGCUUAUACAAAAACGAAACGAAAGAGUUUAAAAUUGAAGAACAUCUCGAGAUUUGACUCGUGCCUGCAGUAUUUUUCUCUAGUCAUUAAAUGUACGAUAGUGACGAUGAUAAUAAUAAGCAUCGCGUUACAUCCCGGAAGGCUGUGACCGAGUAUAGAAAUUCAUCGACGUUCAGGAGGAGACUAUUAUUGCAAGAAAUGGUAAAAGAACGGUAUAGGAAUCGAUUCCUUGUCGGCGUGUCAAAUCUUUUCUCCCCCAUAAUAUACAUACAACUGUAUAGAAAGUAUAGAAAGUGUUUAAAGAAAAAAGUUAGAAACUUUUUCGGCAGCUAUCGUUACUCUUCCAACAGGUAACAAUCUCUUGUGCACCUUUAUAACACUAAAUACUUAUCGACACAUGGAAGGGAGGGGUUGUCUACGCAAAGUGUUUGCGUAGCGUCGUUUGCUUCGCUAUUCUCAUUGUCAAUACCAUGUAUGCACGUUGGCAUACCGAUCGAAGAGUUUGUUGGGUCUCGUAUCUUAAUAGGAAAAUAUGAUAUGUGUUUUAAGGUGCAACGUUUAAGAAUUGUUCACUUGUUCGGAUGAACGGUACCACGAGCCAUAAAAGUUUCCAACUGCCUCUUUCACGAAGAGAAGUAAUUUAUUUUCGUGGGACACCAGACGUUUUCUUAUUACGUAUUUACUUGGAUGUACGUAGCGUAAUCGUCGACAAAGAAUUGGCUCCCAACAGGUCGAUGUUAUUACCAUUGGGUUUUCAUAGGGAGCAAAUGGAAGUUUUAUGCGUGACUAAUGUAUGCUUGAAGUAAAGAUAUGGAUGGAUAUAAUACGAGUCAAUAAGUAAACGUCUAAGUACAGUACGGUUAAUAGUUUAGAAAAUCCUAAGAUCAUUGCCUCACUGUGCCAGUAUUAAAUACACGAUUAAUGCAAUUCUGCCGUAGUGACACACUGCCCGGUGUCGGUCCAGUUUUGCGUGAGAAACUCGGCAAUUGCGUACGAAACGAAUUUCGUUUCGAAAGUAUUAGACGAGCAUUAUCGGAGGCUUUCGUUUACGCGGUCGAAACGUACAAGCGACUACUUUGCGUUAAAUUAGUGCAAAUACCGGCGACGGAUAUUUAUUUUACAUACCGAUCAAACCAUCGAUACAUGUAUCAAAUCAAACUAAUUAGUUUUUCAUUCAUUUUUCAUUUAUUUCUGUUAUUUUCUUUAAUUUACGCAAAGGUUCGAGUAGCGUGAAAAAAUAUUUGUGCCAAUGGAAAUAUAAUGCCAAUGAUUUAAUUAAUCACCGGAUCAGUUAACGUUUGACCGCACGUCGCCGGAUACAGGGUCUAAUCCGACCUAGAAUUUCAUUUAAUUGUAAUUUCGAAUAUUCCGUUGGCUCGAGCGUUUCUUUCAUCACUCUGUAGAUUGAGAAGAAGGAAGCAACACGAGGACGGUGUUUUUGAUAGUUUAUUACCAUAGUACAGCCAAUGGAUCGAAAUAGUAUUUCGAGGUAUUCGUCGAGCGAAGGUAAACUGACAUUUUUCCUAAUUUUAACGAGUACUAAACACGAGCGUCAUUAACGAUAGAUUUUUCUGGCAGCUUUGCUAACGAACAAACAAGUUUUGCAAAAACAAACUGUUUUUGCCAUGGUCGCUUGCUUCUCUUGCCUUUGUAUACAUACAUAUAUUAUACGUUAAUUAAAUAUUUCCAAACACCAAAGUUACGUAACUUAGUAUUCACGAAUUACCAAAAAAUAAUUUAACGUUAACGGCAACACACUCGGAUUUUGCUCAACGAUCAUUUUCCGCUAUAUGUAUAAUUUUUUCCAAAAUUUUUCUCUAUAUCUUUCUUUAUAACGAACUUAUUAAACGGGAUUCCUUUUUAAUAUAUCAGAACGCAUAUUAUAGUUGGCAAAUAUAUAAAUUUUAUUUAUUUAAUGUACAUAGUUUUUUCCACAUUAGAACUAUAAAAGAAUUAAAAGAGCGAUUAUAUCAGAGGAAUGGAAAAGUAUAACACAGGAAUAUUAAAAAAAAAAUUAUAUCUGAUAUACCAAAACGUGUACACGAAGUCAUAAGACAGAAGGGAUAACCAACCAAAUAUUGAUAUUACAAUAGUAUUGUUAAAAAUACAUACAUAUGUAUAUUUCGUAUACUAUAACCAGUUGACUGUCCGAAUAUUUUCUCCAGUACAAAACGUCGGCAUUAUUUACUUUACCGAUUGUUACGCAAAGAUUAUGUGCAUUAAAUAAAUAAAAUUUAUGUUUUUAUCACCUACAAUAAGUGUUUUAAUCUAUUAAAAAACAAUUUGGUCAAUAGCUUCAUUAUAAAGAAAUAUACAAUAGAGCAAUAAUGUUCGGAAAUUGUUCGAAUAUUAAUUCGAGUCACUGUAUGUACAUACACAAUUGGUUAAACACACUCCCCCCUACACACACACACAGAGAGAG